This is a messenger RNA of Aspergillus wentii DTO 134E9, 3477 nucleotides long. RefSeq names its product MCM DNA helicase complex subunit MCM4. Lineage: Eukaryota; Fungi; Ascomycota; Eurotiomycetes; Eurotiales; Aspergillaceae. Gene Ontology annotation, cellular component: nucleus; MCM complex. Gene Ontology annotation, biological process: mitotic DNA replication initiation; double-strand break repair via break-induced replication; DNA replication. Gene Ontology annotation, molecular function: ATP binding; single-stranded DNA helicase activity; single-stranded DNA binding. The record is from RefSeq and is a predicted model, not a curated record. The coding region runs from base 136 to 3210 and encodes 1024 amino acids. The transcript has 5 exons.
UCAAUCUGGACUCCGACUGCCACAACCACCUUUGCAACCUCAUCCCCUCACCUCCACCACAACCAUUCUUGGUCGGUCCUUGGACGUCCAUCUUUUCAGUGGACUAUUAAUCGCUAGGACCGGCUUUUCACCACCAUGGCUUCACCAGCCUCUACUCGUCGUAGGGGUCGUCCAACCAGGGAUUCAUCGGCCACUGCUUCUCCCGCUCGCUCAACACGGUCUCGCCAACAACCCCAGACUAGCAGCCCGACUCCCAGGGCAGGAGAGGAGCAAUUGCAGACGACUCCCCGUGCAUCGCGUCGUCUACGAGGUGAAGAUGCGAUUCAAUCAUCCCCCAUGUUCUUUCAGACCUCCCCUACUGGCGGGAACAACAGCAGCGCAGAGACUCCAGAUUUGAGAAUGGAGGAGCCCAGCUCGCCUAUGAGGGCAUCUUCUGCCAUGGACGAGGGGGAAACUACUCCUCGUGGAAAUGGUCCAGCCAUGAGAGACUCAUCUCCGAUUCGAUACAUGUCCAGCUCCAGUCCAACACGUGGUCAAACUCGUCAAGGACUGCGUUCAGAUAUUCACAGCGAUAGUAGUGGGCUUUUCGUAUCUUCCAGGCCCGGCGGGGGCCGAGGCGUUUCUCGACGCAGUGACAUUCAUUCUGGCGGUUUUGGAUCCACACCAAAUCGCCGACGAAGAGUUUUUGUCGAUGGAAACGGAAUGCCUGUUGCGGAUGGCGAGCCUCGUUCAGAUGCAACCUUUUCGAAUAUCCAUCCUGGUACUUCGGAAGCAGAGGCCCUGGGUGGCAGCUCGACCCGUGUGAUUUGGGGUACCAACAUCUCGAUUCAAGAUUCCAUGUCCGCGUUCAAAAAUUUCCUUUACAACUACGCAACCAAAUACAGUCUUUGGGCAGAGGGUGCCACUGAGGAUGAGACCAGUCGGUUGGGAGAUGCGGCAGAACGGAGGGAAUAUAUCACCAUGUUAAACACCAUGCGACAGCUCGGUGUGACCAGCCUGAAUCUGGACGCCAAGAACCUCAAGGCGUAUCCAUCGACAUUGAAGCUAUGGCACCAACUCCACGCGUACCCCCAAGAGAUUAUUCCACUGAUGGAUCAGACCGUGAAGGAUGUUAUGGUAGAGCUUGCGAUCAAAGAGAUGGAGCAUCUCCGGACUCAGAACCAGCGUAACCAAACCCACGCAAGAGGAUUGAGCUCCGGUCCCGCGGCCCCAAGCUCUGAUGCUUUGAGCGAGACCGGUCGAAUGCCCCAGACGGAGAUUCCGGACCUUGUUGGUGAAGUUGAGACCAAGGCAUUCAAGGUUUUGCCAUUUGGCCUCGAUUCCACUGUGAACAUGAGAGAUCUUGACCCAGCUGAUAUGGACAAACUCGUGAGCAUCAAGGGUUUGGUCAUCCGGACAACACCUAUCAUCCCUGACAUGAAGGAAGCCUUCUUCCGAUGCCAGAUCUGCAAUCAUGGAGUUCAAGUCGACAUUGACCGUGGAAAGAUUGCGGAGCCUACUAUUUGCCCUCGGACCGUUUGCAAUGCCAGAAACUCGAUGCAAAUCAUCCACAACCGUUGCGCUUUUGCUGAUAAACAGGUGAUCAAACUGCAAGAAACACCUGAUAAUGUUCCCGACGGUCAGACCCCUCACUCAGUUUCGCUGUGCGUCUACGAUGAGCUGGUAGACGUCUGCAAAGCCGGUGACCGGGUGGAAGUCACUGGUAUUUUCCGCUGCAAUCCCGUGCGCGUCAAUCCCCGCCAACGUACACAGAAGACUCUCUUCAAAACUUACGUGGACGUUUUGCAUGUCCAGAAGAUUGAUCGCAAGAAGCUCGGAAUUGACCUGUCUACCGUGGAGCAAGAGCUGUCAGAGCAGGCAGCUGGUGAGUCAGAGCAGAUCCGCAAAAUCAGCGCGGAGGAAGAGGAAAAGAUCAAGCGAACUGCUACUAGACCCGACGUUUACGAGCUUCUGUCUCGAUCUCUGGCGCCUAGUAUCUACGAGAUGGAUGAUGUGAAGAAGGGUAUUCUACUUCAAAUGUUCGGAGGCACCAACAAGACUUUCCAGAAGGGAGGUAACCCACGUUACCGAGGCGAUAUUAACAUCCUGCUCUGUGGUGACCCUUCGACUUCCAAGUCCCAGUUGCUUCGUUAUGUUCACAAGAUCGCCCCGAGAGGUGUUUAUACUAGUGGUAAAGGUUCAUCAGCUGUUGGUCUUACAGCCUAUGUGACCCGCGACCCUGAAACUCGUCAAAUGGUCCUCGAGUCAGGUGCUUUGGUCCUUUCAGACGGAGGUAUCUGUUGUAUUGACGAAUUCGACAAAAUGAACGAGUCCACGCGGUCUGUUCUGCACGAAGUCAUGGAGCAGCAAACCGUUUCGAUUGCCAAGGCGGGCAUUAUCACAACACUGAACGCAAGAACUAGUAUUCUUGCUUCGGCCAACCCUAUCGGCAGCAAGUACAAUCCCAACCUGCCGGUCCCGCAAAACAUUGAUUUGCCCCCUACUUUGCUAUCCCGAUUCGACCUGGUGUAUCUUGUGCUAGAUCGCGUGGAUGAGCAGGAGGAUCGCCGGUUGGCAAAGCAUCUGGUCAACAUGUACCUGGAAGACAGGCCUGAUAACGCUAGCAAUGAGGAAGUCCUGCCUGUCGAAUUCCUCACGGCGUACAUUACCUACGCCAAAACCAAGAUUCACCCCAAGCUUACCCCUGCUGCUGGUAAAGCACUGUCCGAUGCCUAUGUCACCAUGCGUAAGCUUGGUGAUGAUAUCCGAUCCCACGAUCGCCGUAUCACGGCGACAACUCGCCAGUUGGAAUCCAUGAUCCGACUGUCAGAAGCCCAUGCACGUAUGAGACUGUCGCCUGACGUGACAGCGGACGAUGUGGAGGAAGCGGUGCGAUUGAUCCGGUCGGCCAUCAAGCAGGCAGCUACCGACUCCCGGACAGGUCUUAUUGACAUGGGCUUGUUGACGGAAGGUACUAGUGCAAGUGAACGGCGCCAACGCGAUGCAAUGAGGCGCGGUUUGCUGUCGGUGGUUGAUGAACUGAGCAAUACCGGAGGCGGGUCCGCUCGCUGGGCGGAUGUCUAUCGCCUUCUGAGUGAGCAGAGUAGCGUUGAGAUUGAUGGCGGCGAGUUCCAGCAAGUCGUUCAGGGCUUGGCGACCGAAGGCAUCGUGAACAUUCUUGGGGAUGGUGCGCGACGGAGCAUCCGCCGUGCUGAAGGAACGCGUUUGUAGACUCGGCAGGGGAGUCGAAUGAUGAGACCAUGACGCAACGGAAUAUUUAAUAUUUGGCCGGUGACUGGGAGGGAUGUGGAUUACUAUAUUGAUGUGCAAGCUGAACGAGAUUUACACUGUGAGGAACAGAAGGUGUUUGGUGUUGGCCAUGUUAUGUAUACAUCAGUAGCACUAAUAAGCGGACCUAGAUCCUGCAUGAAGAUGAAUCCAUGAUGAUAACUCAAUUUGAUAUCGCCAAUCCAUCGUUCGCGACAGAGCAAUACGAAU